CUGUAGCUCUAUAAACCGGGGCUUGUAUUUGCAAACAUACUUCGGUGCGCAAUCCUCGCCAGCAUGAUCAAGAAAAUGUCACCUUCUGAGAAUGACUUUAACAUCCCGGCCAAAAACUGCCACCGAAUGGUAAUUCUGGGGUCUACAAAAGUUGGUAAAACGGCCAUCAUCUCCCGGUUUCUGAAUGGUAAAGUCGAGGACCAGUACACACCAACUAUCGAGGACUUUCACAGGAAAUUGUAUAGCAUUCGGGGAGAUGUAUACCAGUUAGACAUUUUGGACACAUCUGGAAACCAUCCCUUCCCUGCUAUCAGGAGACUAUCUAUUUUAACUGGUGAUGCUUUCAUCCUGGUGUUCAGUCUGGAUAACAGAGACUCAUUUUACGAGGUACAGCGCCUGAAGCGUCAAAUUUAUGAGACCAAGUCCUGUCUCAAAAACAAAACCAAGGAGAAUGUAGAUGUCCCAAUUGUUAUUUGCGGGAACAAGUGUGACCGGGAGUUUAACCGGGAAGUUCAGAAUGAGGAGAUUGAGCAGCUGGUGGCUGGUGACAAACAAUGCGCCUACUAUGAAAUCUCUGCAAAACGGAACACAAAUGUUGACCAAAUGUUUCAGACUCUUUUUACCAUGGCCAAACUGCCCAACGAGAUGAGCCCAGACUCUCACCGUAAAGUUUCCUUACAGUACUGCGAAGUCCUGCAAAACAGCAGUAGAAAGUCGUUCAGAAAUAAGAAAUGCAAAGACAAUGAGGCAUACGGGAUUGUGGCACCAUUUGCGCGGCGACCAAGCUUGCACAGUGACUUGAUGUAUAUCAAAGAGAAAGCUACUGGCUGCAGUCAGGGAAAAGAGAAAGACAGAUGCACCAUAUGCUAA
Esox lucius (northern pike) is the source of this 870-nucleotide messenger RNA. RefSeq names its product dexamethasone-induced Ras-related protein 1. The record is from RefSeq and is a predicted model, not a curated record. Lineage: Eukaryota; Metazoa; Chordata; Actinopteri; Esociformes; Esocidae. The transcript is spliced from 2 exons. Gene Ontology annotation, molecular function: GTPase activity; GTP binding. Bases 64 to 870 code for a protein of 268 amino acids.